CCUCCGCCUGCUCCGCACCGUCGCCUCCCGUUCGGAACCCCAAGCUCCCCCGCCGGCGAAAUGGCCCCGAAGCGAGGCGGCAAGGCCCCGGUGCCGGCGAAGAAGAAGCCGGCGCAGGUGACGAACCCGCUGUUCGAGAAGAGGCCGAAGCAGUUCGGCAUCGGCGGCGCGCUGCCGCCCAAGAAGGACCUGCACCGGUUCGUCAAGUGGCCCAAGGUCGUGCGCAUCCAGCGACAGCGCCGCAUCCUCAAGCAGCGCCUCAAGGUGCCCCCGGCGCUGCACCAGUUCACCCGCACACUCGACAAGAACCUCGCCACCAACCUGUUUAAGAUGCUUCUCAAGUACCGCCCUGAGGACAAGGCUGCCAAGAAGGAGCGCCUCUUGAAGAGGGCCCAGGCUGAGGCUGAGGGGAAGACUGUUGAGGCCAAGAAGCCAAUUGUUGUGAAGUAUGGUCUUAACCAUGUCACUUACCUCAUUGAGCAGAGCAAGGCCCAGCUGGUUGUCAUCGCCCAUGAUGUUGACCCAAUUGAGCUGGUUGUAUGGCUCCCAGCCCUCUGCAGGAAGAUGGAGGUCCCAUACUGCAUUGUCAAGGGGAAAUCACGUCUUGGAUCGAUUGUUCACAAGAAGACCGCCUCUGUUCUCUGCCUGACCACUGUCAAGAACGAGGACAAGCUUGAGUUCAGCAAGAUCUUGGAGGCUAUCAAGGCGAACUUCAACGACAAGUUCGAUGAGGUCAGGAAGAAGUGGGGAGGCGGCGUCAUGGGCUCCAAGUCCCAGGCAAAGACCAAGGCCAGGGAGAGGCUCAUCGCCAAGGAGGCUGCACAGAGGUUGACCUAAGCAUAGCCUUCUAUGCUGAGCAUAUGCCAUGUAGUUUCCCUUUCAGUGUCCUGAUUUUGAGGAGGAACUUGGAACUCUUUUAGCAGCACCUGUGGAAUCAAUCGUAUUGUGGUUUUCUGAUUCUUGUUCUGUUCGCCUAGACCAUGUGGAGAUCAGAUGAUGUUACCAUGUUUGCUAUAUAGAUUUAUGUCUUGUGUUGAGCCA
Messenger RNA from Lolium rigidum, 1041 nucleotides. Its product is annotated as 60S ribosomal protein L7a-2-like. The transcript has 7 exons. The coding region runs from base 61 to 837 and encodes 258 amino acids. NCBI's taxonomy places the organism in Eukaryota, Viridiplantae, Streptophyta, Magnoliopsida, Poales, Poaceae. The record is from RefSeq and is a predicted model, not a curated record. Gene Ontology annotation, biological process: ribosome biogenesis. Gene Ontology annotation, cellular component: ribonucleoprotein complex.